Messenger RNA from Solenopsis invicta (red fire ant), 9983 nucleotides. Its product is annotated as syntaxin-1A. The transcript is spliced from 10 exons. Gene Ontology annotation, biological process: exocytosis; synaptic vesicle fusion to presynaptic active zone membrane; intracellular protein transport. Bases 222 to 1103 code for a protein of 293 amino acids. NCBI's taxonomy places the organism in Eukaryota, Metazoa, Arthropoda, Insecta, Hymenoptera, Formicidae. The record is from RefSeq and is a predicted model, not a curated record. Gene Ontology annotation, molecular function: SNAP receptor activity; SNARE binding. Gene Ontology annotation, cellular component: synaptic vesicle; SNARE complex; presynaptic active zone membrane.
GUGCGCGCUGCGUUGGGACGGCACUGCAGAAGCAGGCGAGUUCGCGAGUGUAUCGAUUUUACGAUCGUGCCUCUCUCGCGUUGCCAGUGCGUCCGUCAUUUCCUUUAGUUUUUUAGUGGACGUGCACGUCGUACAUGGAUAAAACCGUGAAUGGGAUUACCUGCUAGACACGCCGCUCCGUACACCGCCCGCUGACUCGCAACUCCUCGUCACCCUUCACCAUGACCAAGGAUAGAUUAGCAGCCCUCGUCGCGGCCCAGUCGGACGACGACGAUGUGGCGGACGAUGUGUCCGUCAACGUCGGGGCGCCGGAUGACUUUAUGACAGAAUUUUUCGCGGAGGUGGAGGAGAUCCGCGAAAUGAUAGAUAGGAUCCAGACGAAUGUGGAAGAUGUGAAGAAAAAGCAUAGCGCCAUUCUCUCUGCGCCACAGACCGAUGAGAAGGUGAAACUAGAACUCGAAGACCUGAUGUCUGACAUCAAGAAAACCGCUAACAAAGUGAGGGCCAAAUUAAAGGUGAUAGAGCAGAACAUUGAGCAAGAAGAACACACGAACAAAUCAUCAGCGGAUCUGAGGAUACGCAAAACCCAGCAUUCGACGUUGUCCAGAAAGUUCGUCGAGGUGAUGACGGAAUACAAUCGGACACAGACCGAUUACAGGGAGCGGUGUAAGGGAAGAAUACAACGACAGCUCGAGAUCACGGGGAGAACGACUACCAAUGAGGAGCUUGAGGAGAUGCUGGAACAAGGAAAUCCAGCCGUUUUCACGCAAGGGAUCAUCAUGGAAACGCAACAAGCCAAACAGACCCUUGCGGACAUCGAGGCACGUCACGCUGACAUCAUUAAACUCGAAAACUCCAUCAGGGAGCUACACGACAUGUUUAUGGACAUGGCUAUGUUGGUGGAGAGUCAGGGCGAGAUGAUAGAUCGCAUAGAGUACCACGUGGAACACGCGGUGGACUACGUGCAGACGGCCACGCAGGAUACCAAAAAAGCACUCAAGUAUCAAAGCAAAGCUCGACGGAAGAAGAUCAUGAUCAUGAUUUGCCUCGCUGUAUUGGGCGUUGUCGUCGCUACCACCAUCGGUGGAUACUUCGGACUGUGAACGCCAAAAUCAGAAAAGUUCAAAGACAGCAGCAUCGUGUACCUAAUUCCGAAUCGCCGGCAGCGUCAGCAUUCACUCAUCACUUCGAUAUGUGAAACUGAUUGCCAUCGGACAAAAGGAGUUCGUCAUUGUCGAAGGUGCCAUUAUCAGCGUACUUCUGUCGUAACACUUAUCAUCGCUAAAGCCUUCAGUCUAUUAUGUGCGCUCUCCAGUUCGACACGAAGAAAACCAAAGAGAUAAAGAAUCAACGCUGUCACUGUCAUUAUCAUCAUUGACGUUAUCAUCAUUUUUAUCGUUGUCAUUGUUAUCGGCGUCAUCGUCGUUGUCAUCAUCAUCAUUAUCAUCAUCAGCAGCCUCAUCAUCAUCAUCAGCAGCAUCAUCAUCAUCAGCAUCUUCAUCAGCAUCAUCAUCAUCGUCACUGCAUUUAUGUCAUCUUCGUCUCAAAAGUCUUUUCUGAUAGUUAAUGCGCUAGUCACGUUUAAUUGAAAAAACGAAAAGAGGAGAGAGGGAAAACAAUUAUCUCUCGUUUUUCUAUUCAAAUAUAUUAAUUCGAAUAUUUUCCGAUAGAUCCGUUUUUAGCAGUCAGUUCCAGAUCCGUAUCCUCCCCUGCCCUUUACUCAUCCUGCUCUUUAUAAUGAAGCUUCGGAGUGUAAACUCUUUUGAUGCGUGCGUCUUGAUCAGUCUUUUUUCCUCCCUUUCCUGCAUCCUCUUGCCUGUUCUCUUCUCACGGGUCACGCGGCAAAGAUAACAGACGACAAGUCUCGCAUAUGGAAUGGGAUUGAGAAAACCGAGAAAUGCUCUCGUCUCUCUAGAACGCGACUAAAACUAUUGAUCGAAGUUAUGUACGCAUCAUCGGUGCGACAUUCCCGAUCAACGCUCAGAACAACGUCGUUCUAUCGUCGACAGGACGACCAUUGACAUGAGGACACUGCCGGUGUUUCUCCCCUUCUCUUUCCUCGCGCACAUGAACAUUCCUGUCAAAUACCACGAGGUGUCAUUAUAAUACGCAUUGCACGUCGGAAACCGACAAUCCGUGCGAUACGAUCUUCAUGAAUGGCGUCCGCUUCGUUGCCCGAUCCGAGCCCGACACCUAAUGAUGCUUCUAAACACGAAGAUGAUAAACAACCCGCGGUUACCAUUUUCUUCGUCAUGAGAAUAACGACGACAAGUGCACGGUGCUGUUCGCGAAACUACUUUUUCUGACUGUGAUUUGCACAUCAAAAAUCUCGGACGAACUACUCCGAAGUCACAUUCUGAAAAUGCGUCCCACCCACCGAUCCGAUCUGUAUGUUCGCUUAUAUUUACGAGAGAUAAACCGCUGACUAAAAAUUUGUACGCCAAAUUUGCAUCGUCCAGAUAGUUUGUAACUCUUGUUAGUAAAUCCUCUCACGAUGGUACACUAGAUAAAUAGUGCUAAUUGAUAUUAGUAAUUAUAUAUGAAUUGAUACUCACGAUAAUUUUUAGCGAUUUCUACGAUACACUUUGUGCGGAGACUGUUCCAAGUAUUGAACAAAGUUCGCGACUCUUUCUCUCCGAGAUCGAAGAGUUAAAAUAUUUAGCGAUUCAAUCAUGUUUAUCGAGAAUUCAAUGGAUAUUACUUAAGUGAAAGAAUUAACAGCAGCUAAGUAAUGCUCGUAAAGUUCUACUACCUCGAUCAGCGGUUUAACCCUCGGCUAUACAUAUCACGCCAGUUUUGAGUAACGUUUUCGACAUCUCUACACUACACCUCUCUGUAUCCGAAUGAUCGCGAGGAAUCAGCUGAGUGAUGUUUCUUCUUCGCGGAAAAUAGUAUGUCGAAUACGGAUCUUGAAGAUCAAAUUUAAGAAAUGCGUAACUUAGAAUAGAUUGUGCGGCUGAUAUUGAUUAGCUAUGAUUUGUCAAGUUCUCUCUUUUUACGCGCAUAAAAGACAGCAAGGCAUUUAACAGUAUACUCGUAUAGUUAGAUCAGAGGACCUAACUUCGUAUAAAUUUAACUGAGCAAUCCUCUUGAACUUCGUAUACUUGCUGUUAGUUAAUCAAUACUGUUAGCACAAUCAGCUCUCGUCUAAUUUACGAUGAUAAGGGCAUCGACGUGAGCAAUGUGAUUUUUAUAACGGGUAUUUUAAUCAGUAAAAAAUGUGCACACUCACUGUGUCUUGUUUGUUCUAACGAUAGCUCACUCGAGGUAUUUCGACCAAUAGGUGUUCAGUAAGAGAAACAAUCAAUUCUUCCAGUAUUUCUAUUUAGCUGUAAUUAGCGCGAUAUUAAUUGCGAUAUAGCGAGGUGUAGACGAAGCGAUCGUGUCUUUCUACGUAAGCAUAAUGCGACGUCGUUUCAGAAUGUGACCGGCAGAAGCGACGAUAAAUGCUUAGGCACGCCACAGAUAUUAAAAUAGACUUAAUUGCGAUAUAUACGAUAUAUACGAGAUACAUAAACAAAUUGGUUUUUGCUAUAGACAUUUAAUUUGGCCAAUGUUUCCUUUAUUUAACUAACAGUUGACAGUUUUGCGGUCUUCGAUUUCGUGUUGAAUAGUACGGCACCAUUAGGUGUUGGGUACGAUGACUACCAAUCCUCAACCAUAAUUUUCAUUUUGGACGAGAAUUGUUUUGUGUCUUCUUUAAUCUCGGCAGACUCUACUAACUUCUUUGUCAUCUCGCUAGUCACGAAAACCCACAGAAAGAUUGCAGAAAUAUUUCAUUGCAACAUUGUAACAUUAUAAAAAUGAUAUAAAAUGUUGCUGCAAUGUUAACUAGAUAUUAACAUUACAGUAACGGUCAAAUUUUUCUCUCUUAAAAAUGUUGUAAUAUAAUAUUGCAGCAAUAUUAUACAAUGUAAUAUAUAUUUAUUAAUAUUUUGUAAUAAUAAUUAAAAAAUUUUUAAUUUGAAUGAACAAUCUAGGAUAUGUAUACGAGUAUCACAAACUAAGAAAAUUAUCGUGUAUAAAUGAAUUUGCAAUGUGCUAUUAAUAAUGUAUUAUAUAUUAUAAUAAUGUAUUAUGGUAAUGUAUAUUACAUAUAAUAUAUACUAUUAUAUAAAACAUGUACUGUAAUACGCGUUAUUACAUUAUUAAUAGCGCAAUUGCAAAUUUGUAUAUAUAUAUAUAUGUAUGUUUUUCUAAUUUUUGACAUUUGUAUACAUGUCCCACAAAUUGUUCAUAAUUUAAAUAAUGUAAUUUUUAGAGUUUCUUAGAAUUUCAUUAAACUAUAAUAUUAAAAAUUUGCUGUGAAUACAAAAUUAUAAGAUUAAAUUGUAUUUUGAUUCGAUAAAUUUUUGUAAUUGUAAAAAUUGUUACUAUCAAUCAUUUUCAAUGAUAGUUACACGUGAUUAAUCACGAUAAUCUCGUUUAAAUGUAAUUUUAUACAAGAAUCUUGUAUAAAAUAAAACUUGCUUAUAAGUUUCAUAAAUCAGAAAAUGUACAUGCAUGUGCACAAAUUUUUAUAUAUAAAAUUUUAACAUUUUCACAAUGUGUUUAAAAUAUUGUUGCAACGUUAUUAGAAUCGUAUUGCAUAUCUAUAUUUUAACAAUGUUUCUGAAACAAAUUGCAAUAUGUAAGAUUGCAACGUAGCUGCAAGGUUCAGUGUCGUAUACGUCAUGCCGGAAUAUGUCGUAUGGCAGCGCGAACGAUUGAUUUGAUUUUGAGUUAUAUUUACAAUUGGUAGAAACUGGCAGUUUCACACAUUCGUUACUUUUAUUUUAUUAUAGUUUUAUUUUUCUAUACGAUUUAGCACAUCCUGAAUCCUGAAGCCAUUUUUGCGCACCUCUAAAUGACUCUACCUUUCAUCGUUUUCCGAGAUCAAUCAGAGCGCGUGCAUAAGAAACGAUUACACUUGCAAUCAUAAUUGUAAAUUUUGCUGUGCACGAGAUUUUUCUUAAAUUCUCUUUAUUGAAUUGUAUGCAUGUGUUCUCGAAACUGACCACGCGAAAGGUGUAUCAACUUUGAAACGAUUAACCCCAAUAUGGACAAAGUAACGGAGGGCAUGAUAAGUACAGACAACAAAAGAUAAUUGCGUGAGAAUGAAAGAACGUGCGAGUGCGUGUACGUGUGUGUACGUAUACAUGAGAAGCAGAGAGAAGGAGCCAUUAAGCUGCAGCAAUAAUAUAAUUAUAGGUGUUAUGGAAAAAAAAUAAUUAAAAGAUAAUCCUGUUGACGGAAUGAGAAAGAAUGAACGGUAUUGUAUGUACACGGAUAUGUAUACAUAUACAUAUUUAAAAAAAAAGAUAUAUAUAUAUAUAUAUAUAUAUAUAUAUAUAUAUAUAUAUAUAAAUAUAUAUAUAUAUAUAAAUAAAUAGAUAGAUAGAUAGAUAGAUAGACAGAGGUGUCAUGAGGAGUGGAGAAAGAAAAUACUAUUAAUAACAAUUAUUAUUGGCAACGCCUAUAUACGCUCCUUGACAGAUUAAUGUAUCGGACGAAGAGCUGGCGGCGUUAAUGUUAAUGUUUUGUUGAGUAUAUUACAAUUAUUACGAAUGUUGAGGUGCAUACAUUCUACAGAAGAUUGUGGGUUAAUGUUUAAACGAAAGGGGAAAACGAGAGAAAGAAAAAGAAAAAAUGAUAUAACGGUGAACGAUCACGAUUUGUGCACCGCGUGCGUUGCUGUAAUAACUAAUAUUAAAUAAUAAUAACGAUGAUUAAGAAGAUAUAUUAAGAUCACACCUUGCAUUGUACAGAAAGCAUAAUAAUUGUUAGUAUAGGUAGAACAAAUCUUACGAUCUACUAUCUAAUUAUAAUUCAGUACGAUUAAAAUGGCUAAGAUUCAAUCGCGUAAUCCCUCUGUCACGAGUUAUCACGCGGUCGUCGAUAGGUACAUCACUCUCUAAUAUUUAUUAUCUGGCUGAUCAAUGGAUUUUGUUGAAGAAAGGAUGCUUUAUCUAUGUUUUCGAAAGACUUCACAUUAAAGUCACCGCAUGUACAUUGCCAUAACACCUUACGCGAGAACCUUCGUUACGUUUUACGACUACGUAUCGACGUAACAGAAGGUUUCCGCGUAAGGCGCUGCAGCAAUGUACGUGCAGUGGCCUUUAUUUAAAAGAAAAGGAAGAAAGAUAAUUUCGGUUAUCGAAGAAAAGAUAAAAAAGAAUAAAAGAAUCACGCGGGCAGAAAAGGGUCUUCUUUUUCUUAAUAAAUGGUUAUAACAUUAAUGUUAUAAUUUCAUACUCUACAAUAUAAUUAUUACGACACAUAUUACAUUUAUAUUGUUAAGUAUAUAAUUAGAAUAUUGAUGUUAUAUCACUGUUAAUUGAUGUUUAUACCGAGAUCUUGUUAAACUAUAUAUCCAUUUUUCGGCCGUGUAUUCAUAUUUUGUCUCCUGAUGCUCCAUCGAGUCGCCUAAUUAAACAUGAAUGAUUCCUCGAAACGCAAACGCAAGCGUUUCUCUUUUUGUCAAUGUCCAAUCUAUAUCAAUCUUUCGCAAAGUCUUUGCAUGAGAUCACCUUAUUUUCUCAAAUCAAUCGAUUUCCGUAACAGAUUGUUGCGUUGUGACGAGUCUGUCCGAAUCCAAUAUAUCCGCUCUCACAAAAAUUCAACGCAGCCUCAGAUCUCGUAACUUUAGCUUUAUAGCGAAACUCCUCGUGGUAGGAAUUGAGAGAAAGAAAACCUAUCGUCGUCAAUUUCUUAUCGCUAGCUAGAUAGAUAGAGAGAAAGAAAGAGAGAGAGAGAAAAAGAAAAAUUCUAUAAGAAUAACGUUGUCAGUGCACAACAUCUGAUGAUAUUAUUAAACGAAUUUGGCCUAAAAAUUUAGGGAACGUCACGUCUCCUCAUUACUAUUAAUCGACGUUCAUCCUCGUCUCAUCCGGGACCGUUCUAAUCUCCUCAGAGCUAAGGAUGUCUAUUAAUCUCGUUGUUUUUAAUCUUUCUGCACAACUAGGCGCUUUCGAUCUUCUCAUUUUAGCAUUCGGAAUUCUUUUCAUGCUCGCAAUUUCAUCAUCACGUCACUAUCGUCAGUUAAGAUACGAGAAAGUAUUUUCUUCUUUUUAUCUUACUUAAAAAGCAACGAACCGAAGUAACGUUCGUGGCUCUGUCAUUAGUCAAUCGCAUAUCGGUGAGUUUUAACAUCUUAAGCAUAACGCGAACAUUUCCUUCGCAAACAUCUCAUUAGGUAACUAAUUGCGGAAGUUGACACGUCUUCCUUGAGAAUAGUUUUUUCAGGCGCAUGUAAGACAUCGUAGUAAUUUAAAGCGCAGCAAACGUGUCAAGAGGGACGAACAAUGAGAAACAUAACGAAUGACAAAUCCAGUCAUACAAUUUCUGUAAAUUAUAUUUAUUCAUCGUGAUUAUUUUGAAUACAUACUGCAGGAGUUCGAAUAGAAAAAGAGAGAGAGAGAGAGAGAGAGAAAGAAAGAAAAAAGAAAGGAUGUCGUUUAAUCAUUAAGUCUAACGCUAUCUCAUUGCAUUUGUACGUAGAAUAGGAUAGAAAAGAAAGAUUGUGCGGAAUGAUUUACGUAGGAAUCUUCGAACGCGCGAUUUAUUUCCGCGAACAUAUAGAUAUACGCGGAAGAGGGAGAAGAAGGAAAAGAAGAAAUAAACGUAUGCGAACAGGAAGGAUCGAUCUGGUAUUCGUAAACAUGUGAAUCGAUGUGUCAUGUUGGUGCAAUUAUUAUUAAAUACGAGAGGCUACUUCAAUAACCUUAUGAGUGUCAAUUCCAAUUUCAAGCGUAAAUUGUAAUUUCAUGAGAGUCUUAAGAGAAAAGAACGAAAAAAGGGGGAAAAAGCAAGAGAGCGGGAGAGAGAUGUGACGGAAGAAUCUUAAAUGGUUUAAAAUAAAAAGUAAGAAUCGCACGCGCAUAUCGCGCGUGGUAAAGUGAGAUUAUUGAUAACCUUAAUUUAUCGAAACUGAUAAAAAAUAUUAGGAGUAAAAGAGAGCGUGUGUGUUUGAGAGAGAGAGAGAGAGAGAGAGAGAGAGAAUGUGUGCGCGAGAACAAAUGAGAGAAUAUGUUAAACUAAAAAAAUAAAAAAAGGUAAAAAAAAAGACUAAAGAAACUAAAUCGUAGCAUGUGCAGGAGUAACAGAGAUAAUGGAUACUUUUUAUUGUAGGUAUUUCAUAUAGAGAUUCACAUGAGAUUCGUAAACAUAAUAAAAAAAAGAGCGUACACUAUAUUAACAGGAAUACUCACUGAAAGAGGAACUUUAAGAUCAACGGUGUUUCUUCUGCCUAUACAUAUAUCCGACAUCUCGCGAGCGCGCUGUGUAAUUUCUCUCCGCGUAUAAGAAACUUAAAAUGCUAAAUGAAAAGUCGCAAAAAAGAAUAUAAAAAAGACAGCAGACAUGUCAAUAUAAAUCUGGUAUCUUGCGUUCUUGUCUCUGACUAAUGAUAAACUAUUACUAUUAUUAUCAUCAUUAACACUGUACAAAGUCGGCAAUAAUUUUAAGAGACUCACCUCUGAUACACCUCGUCUUAUGUAACCGUUCGUUCGAGUACGAACGAGGUGGAAGAACUCUAUCUCAUUGGCUCCAAGGGAGCUUUUCUUUCUGGUUUUACAACCAGAAAGGGCUAAAUUUUACGAGUUGGAGAGAAUGAGGCCAACAUUCAGGCAAUGAAAACAUCCAAAAAAUAUCCGAGAAAUGUUUGAUCUGUGAAUGGUUAUGACUCGUUGAUAUUGGUUUUAUUAUACAGCGCUUACACAAUUAUUGUGAAAGUGACAAAAAAAUAUGACUUAAAACAAUAAAAAAAAUAACAAUUAGAACGAAUUAAAAAAACACAAUAAAUAUUAAAAGGCUAAUUAAAGAGAAUGUCUAAAAGCUUCAAUUACAAGUUUUACGAGAAAUGUAUUAAUGCGGAAAAAGAAAAUAGGCAGUUAUAUUUCAAAAUAUUAUUUUAUCAGUUGAUCGAAGCUUUAAUUAAUUUCUCUGUGAAACUGUUAAUAAUUGUUGAGCUUUGCUGAAUGUUGCGCAAUUAUUGAACGUGCAUAGCUUUUUGCUUCUAUUGAACGGCAAUCCCAAUUGUCAUCUUAAAAACAUUUACAUUUAAAAUUUCAAUAUUUGAUAAUUUGAUAGAAAAUGUAAAUGGUUAUUUUUUUACUUAAAUCAUAUAUUUAUUGUGUUCUAAUUUAAAAUAAAUAUUUUUUUCAUUAGCAUGAUCAUUCGCAGAUUAAAUUACUUAAUCUACAAACAUUGUUCUUGUCAAGUUUUUUUGUUUCGUUAAAUUCAUUUUAAAAUUUCGUCAACGUUGGUUGAUUUUGAUCGUAUUUCAAAGCAAUUAUCUGUUUUUCUAUCAUUAGAUCUAAGAAGAGACAAUGAUCGAUUAUAUUAUGAUUUAGAAUCAACCGAUAUUGAUGAAAUCAAGCAGCGAAGACAUUUCUCGGACUUUCGCGUUGUUCGAAUGUGACGAUUAAUUUUGCAUUAGAGAUAAUACGUGAUCAAAUAAAUAUGCCCUUUCGACGUGCAAUCAAGCACAAAGAAAAAUCCUUUUACGAUUGUAGCAAUAGGCCUCUUAUAGUCAUGCGUCCGGCUAAGAAAUCUAGCUGCCUUCGAGAACAUCACUCCAAAACUGUAAUUUCAUGUCGCUGGCCGUACAAAAAAUUCGCUUAUAGCUUUCGCAGUACAAUUUUUGCUAUAAAUCAAUAUUAAUAGUAUUAUCGUUACAGCUCUCAUCAUUUCGGACUGUGUAUAUCACUCUGACAACUUCCAGACUCGGCUGGCGAAAAAAAAUUUAUCACGAAAUCUGGUGUAUCGAAUGCAGUUAGAAACUGAAAUUCGGAUUGCACUAUGAAAAGUAAUACAAAUAAAAUAAAAACGCGUUUAUUCUCUCGACCAACGGGACUCGAAGCAGCGGCUCGUGUUAGGAAGAAGCAGCUCUCGGCCUCGAGAUUGCGAUCUCAUCACGGUGGCAUGCAAGCUCGGAUAUUUAAGAUAAUUAAGAGAUUUUAUCUAAAUGACAUUUGAAAACUUAGACUCUGCCUAAAAAAAAA